AUGCCAUCUGCAAUCGCCAACAAGUCGAACAACCCGACUAUUACUAUCAUCCUGGCCGCUGCUCACCACCGAACCAUGCCGCACCGGCGUGUCUUCGCGCCCCUGCGAGAGCCUCUGCGCCACGACCCGCAGCUGCAGCUUCAGCCAGACCAGGUGCGCGGCGCAUGCCCCUUCUUGAAUCCCACCCAUGCGAUCUUCAUGCCAAUAAUCGAGGCGCCACAGACCGAGCCUCCUGUCGCGAAAGAGCAACAGCAGCAACAGGGUCCAUCAAGGGCCGCCCAUCCCAACCAGAUUCGCUAUCUCUGGCGCUCGCGCGACAAUCGCAAGGGCCGGCAUGCUCUUCAGGUACAGCACCACGCCCUGUAUGCCUUGCCUAGGAAUACCAAUGGGCUCCGCGCCGUGCUCGCGGGCCUCUGGCGCAUGGCCACUGUCUUCCCCUACUGGGAUGUAUCGUACCUUGUUGCUUUUAUCUUCACUCUCGGUUCGGUCAUCUGGGUUAUCAACGCCUUCUUCGUCUGGCUGCCGCUCGAGGACCCCAGCUCCGAGUUCUCCAACGAGUCCUCAACCGCCGGUGGCGUGACAGCCUUCGUCGGCGCUACCGUCUUCGAGAUCGGGAGCAUCUUACUGGUGCUCGAAGCUGUCAAUGAAAAUUCCGCGGGCUGCUUUGGCUGGGCCCUGGAGCGCGUGCUCCGCGACCAGGCCGACGAGCUCCUGGAUGUCCUGCAACCCGAUAACCACGCCUGUCAACACCACCAUGUGAACCGGAGGGCCUUCCUGAGCGGCCGUCAGCAAGCCAUCACCACCAGCGGGCGCACCUUCACCUGGCUGCCAUCCUGGAACGAGCUGCGGACGCACUACAUGCGUGAACUGGGAUUUCUCGCCUCCAUGGCCCAGUUGAUCGGGGCCACCAUCUUCUGGAUCUCCGGCUUUACGUGUCUGCCCGGUAUCAUCAAUCAUAUGAGCCAGGGCCUGACCGAUGGAGUUUUCUGGGUGCCGCAGAUCGUCGGCGGCAGUCUCUUCGUGAUUAGUGGCCUCCUCUUCACCAUUGAGACCCAAAAGAAGUGGUAUAUCCCCGCUCCGCACGUCCUGGGUUGGCAUAUUGGCAUUUGGAACUUUAUCGGUGGAAUUGGUUUCACGCUCUGCGGCUCCCUCGGGCCUGCCAGCGCCAACUCUGGCGUCGAUUAUGAAUCAACCCUAGCCACCUUCUGGGGCUCCUGGGCCUUCCUAAUAGGUUCUAUCAUCCAGUGGUAUGAGAGUCUGGACAAGUAUCCUGUUGAGACGAAGAAGCAGAAUUUCCGGUCCUGAUCUAAGCUUUUUCUGUCUCGCCUACAUACAUGGAGAAUCUCCAGACGCGGGCCUCAAACGUAGCAUCCUGGAGACCCAGAUGCGACACCAGGUUAUGGCCAUUGAUAGUCCAAGCUACUUAAGGUCAAGAUGAUAACAAAAAUCCCAGAAUGACUGCUAUCAAUAUGGGUUCUCUGAUCAACUUAGUGUUCGCAUUAGACAGAGGAGGCCUGCAUUUUGAUUUCUCCCAUACGGUGUCAACGUUCGACGUAGACCGACCAUGCUUCGUUAUCAUUCCUUACGGUACCUCCAUGGAGCAAUUGCCACGGCCCGCUCAUCGAAUCUUGAGUACGGCCUAGGUGGUCGAACCCGUUGCCAGCAAGUCUAGGUUGGAGAGCAAGGCAAUGACGAUGAUAGCAUGAAUACUUCUCACAACAUUCCAGAAUCACACGCUAUUGGACAAGGGGAAAGGUCAAGCAGUAGAUGUGGAUGAAGCAACUCCAACCUCGGAGGAAGGUGAAGAUAUGUUACACUCUUCUACUAGUAGUAUGUGAGGCAGAAUCGGCUAUUCCAAUGAAUGCUUCCGUG
This is a messenger RNA of Monascus purpureus, 1872 nucleotides long. Lineage: Eukaryota; Fungi; Ascomycota; Eurotiomycetes; Eurotiales; Aspergillaceae. The record is from the annotation of a GenBank genome assembly.